Molecule: messenger RNA, 364 nt
Organism: Apaloderma vittatum (bar-tailed trogon)
Lineage: Eukaryota; Metazoa; Chordata; Aves; Trogoniformes; Trogonidae
Product: phosphomannomutase 1-like
Exons: 2
Coding region: 2-235 (77 amino acids)
Biological process (GO): mannose metabolic process; protein N-linked glycosylation; GDP-mannose biosynthetic process
Cellular component (GO): cytosol
Molecular function (GO): phosphomannomutase activity
Source: RefSeq, a predicted model, not a curated record
CAUGAUCAGCUUUGAUGUCUUCCCGGAGGGCUGGGACAAGCGCUACUGCCUGAACGUGCUCGAUGACGAGAGAUUUGACACCAUUCACUUCUUUGGGAACGAGACAACCCCUGGAGGGAACGAUUAUGAAAUCUAUGACGAUCCCCGCACGGUGGGACACAGCGUCCAGUCCCCCCAGGACACGGUUCAGCGAUGUCGCGAAAUCUUCUUCCCAGAGAGAGCAAAUGAGUGCUGAAUGCCAAGUCCCCACAGCCCUGCCCCAGCCCCACCCUCCCCUCCCACCAGGAAAAGCACCUUCAUUCGAGGAAUCUGCUCAGGGUAGAUGGGGAAAAAAAACACUUUCAGGAGCUGGUCGGGAUAUAAC